ACCCCGGUUCUCCUCGUUCUCCGUUCUGCAAGAGAGGCUGGGACUGGUUCAGAUGCUGUGGAGCGUCCCCUUCCCAGCACAGGACUCGAGGCUGCUCUCUGCCUUUGUGUGUUUAACGCCGGCACUGGCUUGGGGCAACCCGUUCGGUUUCCUGCUUCCUUGUCGGAUUGUUGCUAUCUGAGCCGCGGGGGAGAGGCUUUGGCUGCCAGGGUAGGAUGGUGGAUCUGGAGAGUGAGGUGCCUCCUCUUCCUCCCAGGUACAGGUUUCGGGAUUUGCUGCUGGGAGACCAAGGAUGGCAGAACGACGACAGGGUACAAGUUGAAUUUUAUAUGAACGAAAAUACAUUUAAAGAGAGACUGAAGCUAUUUUUCAUCAAAAACCAAAGAUCAAGUCUCAGAAUACGAUUGUUCAAUUUUUCUCUCAAGUUAUUAAGCUGUUUGUUAUAUAUAAUUCGAGUGCUCCUGGAUGAUCCUACACAAGGACAUGGAUGCAAGGAAUUAAACAGGGGCUGUUCCAGUCAAAACUACACACCUGCAAAGAUUGAUUGGUCUCCUAUUAUUUGGGUGAACAGAAGCUUGCCUUUAUGGGGAUUACAGGUUUCAGUGGCUUUGAUAAGUCUGUUUGAAACAAUGCUGCUGGGUUAUCUGAGCUACAAGGGAAACAUCUGGGAACAAGUUUUGCGAAUACCCUUCCUCCUGGAAAUAAUCAACGCUGUCCCCUUUAUCAUUACAAUUUUCUGGCCUGCACUAAGAAACCUAUUUAUUCCAGUAUUUUUAAAUUGCUGGCUUGCCAAACAUGCUUUGGAGAACAUGAUUAAUGAUCUCCAUAGAGCCAUUCAACGUACACAGUCUGCAAUGUUUAACCAAGUUCUUAUUUUAAUAUCCACAUUGCUGUGUCUUAUCUUCACCUGUAUUUGCGGAAUUCAGCAUCUGGAGCGAGCAGGAAACAAGUUGACUCUCUUUGACUCCCUUUAUUUCUGCAUAGUGACAUUUUCCACUGUGGGCUUUGGGGAUGUUACACCCAAGAUCUGGCCUUCAAAACUGCUGGUUGUCAUUAUGAUCUGUGUUGCCCUUGUGGUGUUGCCCAUACAGUUUGAACAGCUGGCUUAUUUGUGGAUGGAGAGACAGAAGUCUGGGGGUAACUACAGUCGACACAGAGCUCAGACAGAGAAACAUGUGGUACUGUGUGUCAGCUCCCUGAAGAUUGACUUGCUUAUGGAUUUCUUAAAUGAGUUCUAUGCUCAUCCCAGACUGCAGGACUAUUAUGUGGUUAUUUUGUGUCCUACUGAGAUGGAUGCUCAAGUGAGAAGGGUGUUGCAAAUUCCCAUGUGGUCUCAAAGAGUUAUCUAUCUGCAAGGCUCAGUACUGAAAGAUCAGGACCUGUUGAGAGCUAAGAUGGACGAUGCUGAGGCCUGUUUCAUUCUGAGUAGCCGGUGCGAGGUGGACAGGACAGCAGCGGAUCAUCAAACCAUUUUAAGAGCCUGGGCAGUUAAAGACUUUGCUCCAAAAUGUCCUUUAUAUGUCCAAAUAUUAAAACCUGAAAAUAAAUUCCACAUCAAGUUUGCAGAUCACGUUGUAUGUGAAGAGGAGUUCAAAUAUGCUAUGCUAGCUUUAAACUGUAUCUGCCCAGCUACUUCUACGCUAAUCACCCUGCUGGUUCAUACCUCUAGAGGACAAACAGCACCUUGGGAAGCUUUUAGACAUCUAACUGGAACCAAGCAGUCUUUAACCAGGGAGGGUCAACAAUCACCAGAACAGUGGCAGAAAAUGUACGGCCGAUGCUCUGGUAAUGAAGUGUAUCACAUUAAUCUGGAGGACAGUACGUUUUUUGCUGAAUAUGAGGGAAAGAGCUUUACAUAUGCUUCUUUCCAUGCACAUAAAAAGUUUGGAGUCUGUUUGAUUGGUGUUAGGAGGGAAGAUAACAAAAACAUUUUGCUGAAUCCAGGCCCUCGAUAUAUUAUGAGCUCUACAGAUAUAUGUUUUUAUAUCAACAUUACCAAAGAAGAAAAUUCAGCUUUUAAAAAGCAAGAACAUCAUAGAAAAAAUAAUGAAUCCAAAUCAUACUACCAUGGACCUUCUAGGUUGCCCUUGCACAGUGUAAUUGCCAGUAUGGGGACCGUGGCUAUAGAUUUACAAGAUACAGGAUGUAGAUCUUCCAGUGGACCUACCCUAACCCUUCCUUCAGAGGGAAGUAAAAAUGGCAGAAGAUCUAGCAUAGCACCUGUUUUGGAGGUUGCAGACUCCUCAUCACUUCAAGCGUGUGAUCUUCUAAGUGACCAGUCAGAGGAUGAAACUACUCCAUCAGAUGAUGACAUUUCUACAGGUUUAGAGUAUGCUAAAGGUUAUCCUCCUUACUCUCCUUAUAUUGGAAGUUCUCCCACAUUUUGCCAUCUGCUGCAUGAAAAAGUGCCAUUUUGUUGUUUAAGACUGGACAAGGGGUGCCAACAUAACUACUAUGAAGAUGCCAAAGCCUAUGGAUUCAAAAAUAAAUUGAUUAUAGUUGCAGCAGAGACAGCUGGAAAUGGCUUAUACAACUUUAUUGUUCCACUCAGAGCUUAUUACAGACCAAAGAAAGAACUCAACCCUAUAGUAUUACUUCUGGAUAACCCGCCAGAUAUGCAUUUUCUGGAUGCAAUCUGUUGGUUUCCAAUGGUUUACUACAUGGUGGGCUCUAUUGACAACCUAGAUGAUUUGCUAAGAUGUGGGGUGACCUUCGCUGCCAACAUGGUGGUUGUGGACAAGGAAAGUACUAUGAGUGCUGAGGAAGACUAUAUGGCAGAUGCCAAGACUAUUGUAAAUGUACAAACUCUCUUUAGGUUAUUUUCAAGUCUAAGCAUAAUCACAGAACUAACUCACCCAGCCAAUAUGAGAUUCAUGCAGUUCAGAGCCAAAGACUGCUACUCUCUUGCGCUAUCAAAGCUGGAAAAGAAAGAACGUGAGAAGGGUUCUAAUCUGGCAUUUAUGUUUCGACUGCCUUUUGCUGCUGGAAGGGUUUUCAGCAUCAGUAUGUUGGACACCCUGCUGUACCAGUCAUUUGUGAAGGAUUAUAUGAUCUCUAUCACAAGACUUCUGCUGGGACUAGAUACCACACCAGGAUCUGGGUUUCUUUGUUCUAUGAAAAUCACAGAAGAUGACCUAUGGAUUAGGACAUAUGCCAGACUAUAUCAGAAACUUUGUUCUUCAACAGGAGAUAUUCCUAUUGGAAUCUAUAGAACUGAAUCACAAAAACUUACAACAUCUGAGUCACGAGAAAUGGCUUCACAAUCUCAAAUUUCUAUUAGUGUCGAAGAAUGGGAAGACACCAAAGACACCAAAGAACAAAUAAACAACCGCAAUAACCAUCGUAACUCCACAUCCAGCGAUCAGUCAGAUCAUCCCUUGUUACGACGGAAGAGCAUGCAAUGGGCCCGACGGCUGAGUAGAAAAGUGCCAAAGCACUCCGGAAAAACAGCGGAGAAAAUAAGUCAGCAGCGGAUGAGCCUUUACAAGAGGUCAGAAAGACAGGAACUUGCUGAACUUGUGAAGAACAGAAUGAAGCACUUGGGACUUUCCACAGCAGGAUAUGGUAUGACUAUUAUUAUUGUCUAA
Messenger RNA from Terrapene triunguis (Three-toed box turtle), 3587 nucleotides. RefSeq names its product potassium channel subfamily T member 2-like. The transcript is spliced from 29 exons. Gene Ontology annotation, cellular component: membrane. NCBI's taxonomy places the organism in Eukaryota, Metazoa, Chordata, Testudines, Emydidae. The coding region runs from base 216 to 3587 and encodes 1123 amino acids. The record is from RefSeq and is a predicted model, not a curated record. Gene Ontology annotation, molecular function: intracellular sodium-activated potassium channel activity. Gene Ontology annotation, biological process: potassium ion transport.